Molecule: messenger RNA, 4131 nt
Organism: Myiozetetes cayanensis
Lineage: Eukaryota; Metazoa; Chordata; Aves; Passeriformes; Tyrannidae
Gene: HJV
Product: hemojuvelin BMP co-receptor
Biological process (GO): BMP signaling pathway
Cellular component (GO): plasma membrane
Molecular function (GO): coreceptor activity
Source: RefSeq, a predicted model, not a curated record
GGGCAGGGGAGGCUGCUGGCAGUCCCAGUAUCCCAUGGGAUUAGUGGCUGGACGCUGCCACCACCCCACAGUGUCACUGCACAGGGCAGGGGUCCCUCUGCAGAGCUCCGGAGCAUCCAGACCCAUCUGCUCACGGAUUUUUUUUAGCCCCCAGCUGCCCUGCCCCGGAGCAGGUGCUUGGGAAUGGGAUUUAUCCACACAUCAGCAUCCUGGGAGCAGCUCCUGUGGGAUUUGGGUUGAAGCUUCGAGCCAGGUGACUCCUUCCCUGACCCUCUCAAGUUCUUCUUUCUCCAGGUGAAGGAAUGAGGUGUCCUGACAUCUCUCCUGACAUUUGUCACAUCUCCAGGACCUUCUGAGCUCCCCAAGGGAGGGAGGGGGAAGCGCUGGGGUGGAGAAUCCUGGAGGAAUCCACACCACUCUCUUCUCCAGGGGUUUUCCCAUCUCCCUGCCUGCAGAGCUGGGGGAGAGGGCUCCCCUGCCAGGUGCUCCCGUGGGCCAGGAGGCUGCUGGAAUGGGAAUCUCCUCGGAUUUCCCACCCUGCUCGUCCUUCCCAGGAGAAACCUCAGGAUGGGGAGCUCCCAGUGGCCCACCCAGGACCAUCCAGGGGAAAUCUUGGGCUCUCCCCUCCUUCUUCCCUUGCCCUCCCCACUGGAAUCCUCCUUUGGGGAUCAAAAAUCCUCUGGGCUAUUUAUAAAAGGCCGGUGGAGCCCCCUCAGCUCCCGCUCCCGGGUCCAGCUGUCAGGACCCUCAGCUGUUUCCUGCUCCCUCCGCUCCCAGCCCGGCUGGGAUUCCCUCCUGGAUCCCACCCGGAGCCAGAGCCAGCCCAGGGACCGGGAUUCGCCUCCGGAGGGUCCAGGGGGGAUUUGGUGCCGGUCCCGUGGCAUUUGCUGGGGUAAGUGAAGCACUGGGAGGUGCUGGGGUGGAAGGCUGGGAUUUAUGCCAAUCCACAUGGGAUUUAUGGUGUGGAAGGAAGAGUGGAUCCUUUGGGAUUGACUGGACCCAAACUGGCAUCGCCUCUUCCAGCUCUUCAGCAAAUCCUGGCAUGGGCAUUUUCGACCAUUCCUCCUCCCUGCAGAAACAGGGGCUGGUGCAGCUCCUUCCUGCCCCCCAGGCAGGUGGGAAUUUGGGAAUGCAGCCGGCACGGCCCAGCGGUCAUCGACCCCUGGGGACAUCGGCCCGGGCCGUGUUUGUGUCCAGGACGUGGCUGUGCCCCAGGGGGGGGAAGCUGGGAGAGAAAAUGCUGGAAAAGCUUUCCCUGGGGGGACACAUCCCAUUCCCAACAAGGAUACAUCCCAUUCCCUGUGAGGAUUCAUCCUGCUGGGUGCUUUUCCACAGGGACUCGCUCCCGGGGGUGCAGGUGGGAGCUUUCCGGGAAGGAAACCCACGGAGCUCCCGGGAAGCUCCCGCUGGUGAUGUGACCCCAUGGCCCCCCCGGGGGUUUGGGGGCUCCUGAAGCUCCCGUGUCCCCCCCUUUCCCCCCUUCCCGCUCCUCCUGCCGCUCCGGCUGUCGUUCCCGGCUGGAUCCGAGCCCAGCUAAAUUUAGGAGGAUCGAUUUCAUCGCCCGCCUCUGCCCCGAGGGGGGAAAGGACGGAGCAAAGGUGGCUGGGGAGGAGGAGAAACGGGGAACCCGCUGCUCCAUGGGGGGCUCUGAGCCCAUGGAAGAGCCCAGGGGGGCUGGAAUUGUGCCGGGUCAUCCCAUGGAGCUGCCCGGCCGUCGCUGGGGGCAGAGCUGGUGACAAGGACACCCAAUGUGUCCCGCAGGGAAGGAGCUCCGGGUGCCGGGAUUGGGAUCAUCCCCUGAGGAGGCUGAGGCAGGGGAGCUGCCGGAUGACGCCGGGAGCUGCCGGCGGGUGAGGGACCCUCCGGUCUCCGCAUGGGUGGGAAUGGGGAGACCUGCCCGAGGUAGGAGCCCAGGACAGCUGGAAAACCCCGGCCUCUUCCUCCGCUCGCUCCUCCUCCUCCUCCUCUGCAGGCAUGUGUCUUCCCAGUGCAAGAUCCUGCGCUGCAACUCGGAGUACGUGGCGGCCACGCUGCCCCUGCGCGGGCCCGGCCGGGGCGCCGCGUUCUGCACCGCGCUGCGCUCCUACUCCCGCUGCACCCGCCGCACCGCCCGCACCUGCCGCGGCGACCUGGCCUUCCACUCGGCCGUGCACGGCAUCGAGGACCUCAUGAUCCAGAACAACUGCUCCAGGGAGGGCCCCACGGCGCCGCCCCGGCCCCGGCCCGCGGCCCCCGAGCGCCAGGGCCUCGAGUCGCUCGACGUCUGCGACUACGAGCGCAGCUUCCUCUACAGGCACGGCCGCCCGCCCGCCUUCCAGCACUGCGCCGCCUUCGGGGACCCCCACAUCCGCACCUUCCACCACGACUUCCACACCUGCCGGGUGGAGGGCUCCUGGCCGCUCCUGGACAACGACUACCUGUUCGUGCAGGCCACCAGCUCGCCGGUGGCCGAGGGGUCCAACGCCACGGUCACCAGCAAGCUCACCAUCAUCUUCAAGAACAUGAAGGAAUGCAUCGACCAGAAGGUCUACCAGGCCGAGCUGGACAACGUCCCUGCGGCCUUCCAGGACGGCUCGGUGGACGGCGGGGCGCGGCCGGGCGGCAGCAGCCUGGCCAUCCGCGAGCGCUCGCCGGGGCGGCACGUGGAGAUCCGCGCCGCCUACAUCGGCACCACCAUCGCCGUGCGCCAGGCCGGCCGCCAGCUCUCCUUCUCCAUCCGCGCCGCCGAGGAGGUGGCGCGGGCCUUCACGGAGGAGCAGGACCUGCAGCUGUGCGUGGGCGGCUGCCCCCGCGGCCAGCGCCUGUCCCGCAGCCCCCGCGGGCGCGUGGAGGCCGAGGCGGCGCGGGCGCUGUGCCGGGAGGCGCUGCCGGUGGAGGAUGUCUACUUCCAGUCCUGCGUCUUCGACGUGGUGACCUCGGGCGACGCCGACUUCGCCAUGGCGGCCCGCGGCGCGCUGGACGACGCGCGGCUCUUCCUGCCCGACGCCGACAAGCUCCACAUCUUCCAGGCCGGGGCGAGCGGCCCCCGCGUCCCCCCGGCCUCCCUGCUCCUCCUCCUCUUCCUCCCCUCUGCUCUUUGGGUGCUUCUGUUGCACUUUUAGGCCCUGCCCGCUCCCCCGGGACAGCUGCUGGCUCCGGCAGAACUUCGUUCAGGAGCCCCAAAAUCCCAGAAAUAACGGACUCCAAACCCAAAUCCCAGUUUUCAGCUGUUUGAUGGAUUCGGGACCCUUCGCCCAGAAGCACAGCGAGGCCAUGAGCCGGUUUGGGGAGCGUUGUGACCGAUGGGGGAAAGGGUUUUGUCCCUCUCCUCCUCUUCCAGGAGAAGCACCAGGCUGAUCUCCAGCAGUGGGAGCUGUGGAGCUCCAGGCUCGGAUAUCCCAGGCCACUGUUGCUAUUUUCCCUUGUUUUCUUGGCACCUGUUGCGGACCUGAUUUAGCCGGGCCUGGACUUGGGACCAGAGUCAGGUUUCAGGGAGGGAAUAAACAGCCCUUGGGAAUCUCUCCCUCGGGCCCAGCUUCUCAAAUACAACCCAAACUGGGGGGGUUUCGCCUGGAAAACAGAAUUUCUGAUGGCAAAGAGCGGAUGGGCAGGGGAACCCCCGGGGAAGGGGCUGGACUGCAGAGGGGAGGGCAGAUUUCAGGUGUUUCAGAGGAGUUCAGUAAAGCAGCCAGAGUUCCCAAGGGGAAAUGUUUUCCAUGGGAAAGGCUUCCCUUUAUUUUGAACGGAGGAUUAAAAACGGGAGCUGCGGGAAGAGCCUUGUGGAGAAGGGGGAAAGGGAAUUGCAGCCCCUCCAGGCAUGGAGCCUCCUGCUCUGCCCUGUCCCUGUGGGGAUAAAAUCCUCUGGGGAGGGAGAAAAUCCUCCCUGGGGAGGGAGAAAAUCCUCCCUGGGGAGGGAGAAAAUCCUCCUUGGGGAGGGAGAAAAUCCUCCCUGGGAAUAAGAUCCUCUGAAGGGAGGAAAUCUUCCAGAGCAGGGUUGAUAGUGCUGGAGCUCCUGGUAGAAAUUGGCACAGGCCCCACCCAGGAAGAGUAAAAGGAUCGAUUUUUAUACAAAAAUAAGUAAAUAAAUAAAUGUGUAGGUACAAAUUUAGAUCAAAAUCAGUGAAAAUCAAUAAAAAUCAAUUCAGCCCCUCC